AUGAUCUUCUAUAACCUCAUCCUGCCAGCUUACUUACUUUCUUGCGUAAAGGCGUCUUCUCCAGGCAAAAGAGUCGAUGAACCUCAGGUGACGAUCUAUCCCUCCACCUCAGAUGGACAAGGCAUCAUUCUCACGGGGAUCACUUUCCCUCAAUUUGGUCAAAAUGUUUUCUUGAGUACCCCAUACGCUGAACCUCCCGUGGGAGAUUUGAGAUUCCGUCCUCCGGAAGCCAAAGUGUUCAACGCUUCUUCCUAUGCUGCGACUUCACAACCUCCCGCAUGUCUUCAGUUGAACAACACGUUGAUAGGAUCUUUCGGAGUCAGCGAAGACUGCCUGUACCUCAAUGUCUUUACUCCCCAAGGAUGGGGACCUAACAGUCCCCCACUCCCGGUUAUGGUCUACGUACACGGAGGUGCAUUCCAGGCCGGUGGGAUCUCUGGAUACAAUGCCACUGCUAUCCUUGAACGUGGGAUUGCUACAAACAGACCAGUCAUCUUUGUGGCCAUAGCAUAUCGGCUGAACAUACUAGGGUUUGGAUCCGGGUCAGAUAUCGCUGCCAACGGUGCGGCCAAUCUUGGUCUCAAAGAUCUCCAACUUGGGUUCCAAUGGGUUCAAGAGAAUAUCUGGGCGUUCGGUGGUGAUCCCACUCAGGUCACCGCUUUUGGCCAAUCUGCUGGAGCCACUGCUAUCACCCUUUUAUACUUGAAUCAGAACACUACCCUUUUCCGAUCAGCUAUCAUGGAAUCUGGCGCUCAGGGCACUACUCCCAUCGGCCCCACUUCUACCACAUGGCAAGCAACUUACGACCUCUUCGCCGAAUUUUCUGGUUGCAUGGCGCCAGCGUCCACCUCCACCCAUGCCACUGUUGGCUCCCGUGACUCUGCCGGAUCUAAUACUACGACUUUCGACUGUAUAAAAGCAUUGUCGGCUGAGGCAAUCGUGGACGCCACGGCUUCAGUGGUCAAUUUGACAUCUCUGACAGGCAGGUUCAUCUAUGCUCCUAGUAUAGACGGCGAAAUCAUCACUGAUUCCCCCCAUACCUUGUUGGCGGAAGGAAAAUUCUCCAAACUGCCCUUCAUCACCGGUAACUGCGUAGACGAAGGUACACCAUUCGUGCCCACUUCGGUGACGAAUGAGACACAGGUCGGUAUGUACAUUGACUCUUUCGAGCCGGUACCACCCAAUACGACAGUUUUGCAAGACCUUUUCCAGGUCUAUCCAGACGAUCCUUCUCUUGGCUCACCAUAUGGAACCGGGAACGAGACUUUCGGUCUGGCACCUGAAUUUAAGCAGAUUGCUUCCAUUUUUGGUGACGCAUUGUUCCAAGCGAAUCGAAGAUGGCUCUUGAAACAAGCAAGAGAUCAUGGACAACCCAAGAUCUGGUCGUAUCUAUGGACAGAACCGCCCAUCGGAAUCUCUCCUCCAUAUCAAGGAGUCGCCCAUGGGUGCGAAGUGUACUACGUCUACGGCUUUGUCAGAGCCGAAACUGGCUAUAACGCAGAGCAAGUGGCUCUGGCGCAGCGUGUAGAGGAUUAUUGGCUCAACUUCGCCUACUUCUCUGAUCCCAAUGGACAGUCAAAUCUGGCCCUCACAUAUUGGCCAACGUACGGUAGUAAUCUGACAAUGCUCGAAUUUGCGGCGGGCAACGAUACCCUCAUUGUGGACGAAUACAGGAAAGAGCAAAUGGAUUUUUUGAACGACAAUCCGAAAGCUUUCAACUAUCGCCGAGGGCUCUGA
This is a messenger RNA of Tremella mesenterica DSM 1558, 1737 nucleotides long. RefSeq lists its product as uncharacterized. The record is from RefSeq and is a predicted model, not a curated record. The coding region runs from base 1 to 1737 and encodes 578 amino acids. NCBI's taxonomy places the organism in Eukaryota, Fungi, Basidiomycota, Tremellomycetes, Tremellales, Tremellaceae. The transcript is spliced from 13 exons.